Molecule: messenger RNA, 474 nt
Organism: Cercopithifilaria johnstoni
Lineage: Eukaryota; Metazoa; Nematoda; Chromadorea; Rhabditida; Onchocercidae
Source: the annotation of a GenBank genome assembly
AUGUUACUACCUGAGAGCAGAGCUAUUUCCCGAAUACGCGAAAGAAGGCGGGAACGUAUUUUACGAAAUUCAGAUCAGCGUAUUAGGAGGAUCCUGAGUGGACCAAAUGGAACGGAGGUACGAAACGCCCCUGCUUUGGAAGGUGGAGAAGGUUUCAAAGAUUUGGUACAUUCAUAUGAAACUCCGAUAAGGAUUGAUUUUGCGAUUGGCAGUUUCCUUUUUGUUGAUACAGAAUAUUAUUUGGCCUUGGAUUAUUUUUUACAUUAUCUUUCAUCACUAUGCGAUGCUGAUGGUUAUUUCUGUUCAAGGCUACGUUUGGUAUUGAAUAUUGAUCUUUUAUCACAUGCGGGUGCCAUUGUUCAAAACUUAUGGUGCUUCACCAAAGAGUCUUUAAUGGUUGCUUUGUCUUUUAUAUUAUUUAACGUACUUUUUUGCAUCCUUGCUUUGAUUGUUGGUAAAUGCUGCUCGUUCUAG